AUGGAAGAGAUGAGUGACACCGGCGUCGAAAAUGUUCCCUGUCAUCAAUGCUCGGACAUUGAUCUGGACAGAGUCUUUAGGGGUGGCUAUAAAAUGCCACACAAGAUCAUAGAUCUUGGCCCAGUACCUAGAGACCAGCUGAGAAGCCCAUGUCCUCUAUGCCGCUUAGCAGCUGAAGCUAUAUACAGGCCGUUCGGUAAUCCGGAAUUGGCGUCUUUUCAUGAAACAUGUGGAUUUUGCACACCAUCUCGCGAACGUGGAGUAGCAGAGCCAGGCAAUUACCAGUUGGUAGCAGAGGUUGUCAAACCAGAGACAAAAAGAGACAGCAUGGGCCAUGGAAAGAUGGCUAGGUACAAGGACGCAUACUUGAUCACUAACCCAGUACAACAAGAGGCAAAAUUCUCGAAGCUGGAGCCCCAACUUGCUCCCCAGUCAAUGGAUGGGACCAAGUUGGCACCAGGCGAGUUUGUGGCUCUCAAGGUUGCCAAGACUGAAGCUUCCGACUCUGGUUUCAUUGCCUACUACGGUAGCAUAUAUCCAGCGUUUGACUUGGCUGAAGCUAUGGCUCCGGCACGAUCAUUGUCUAUCUCUUCAUUGGACUGGGAUCUCCUGCGCUCCUACCUGAGAGACUGCUAUGACUGUCACAAUGAAUGCUCAUCUCCGGUGCCUCAACUCCAGAUCCAUGGGUUCCACCUCAUAGACUGUCAUUCGAGGCAGUUAGUUCCCGCAGCCCAAGGAGCCGAGUAUGUGGCAUUGAGUUACGUCUGGGGAGCGCCCGAAAAGAAUACCCACAUGGACAUCCCGAAGAUCGGGGGGGAGCUUCUACAGGCACCUUUGGUCAUAGAGGACGCCAUGCAUGCCGUUAGGGAGUUAGGAUACCGCUAUCUAUGGGUAGACAGGUUCUGUAUCCAGCAGAGCGACUCGAAAUCUCUGCGAGAACACCUUGCCAAUAUGCAUUCGAUCUAUCAAGGCGCGUCGUUUACAAUCGUUGCAGCUGCAGGGUCAGACUCGUCCUUUGGUUUACCUGGUGUGUCGUCAAGAGCGCGGGAGCCGCAAGCAGAAGCUACUAUCAAUGGAUGUCUUCUGGUCUCCUCUGUGGAGUCUUUCCCUGGAAUUUUAAGCUGCAAGUGGAAGUCUCGGGCUUGGACAUAUCAAGAAGAACUCUUCUCUAACCGCCAGCUUAUUUUUACGUCCCAUCAAGUGUCAUUCCACUGUCUACAGAGCGAGCAUUGCGAAGUUUACACUUCGCCCGUGAUCACACCUCCCGGAGAGUUGAACCAAACAGUUAACCGGACCUGUUCGAUUUGGGAACAUAUUGAGCAGUACUCUAAACGGGAUUUGACGUAUGACUCUGACUCUCUCAAUGGCUUAAGGGCUACGAUCAAUUUCUUUAUUGAAUCGGCCAAGGAGCCGGUCGGAAGUCUCUGGGGUAUUCCAUUUUCAGAGGCGAUUGCCUCGUUAGACCAUGACGAUCCUUCCAGGAGACCCGCCACGUCAAGUAUGACGGCCAGGCUAUCUAGAGCGAGGUUUGCCUCAGCCUCGGCGGUUUUCGGGUACAGUCUCACCUGGAAGUUUCUUCCGCAUGAGAACCAAAUCUUACGCCGACGGACCGGGUUUCCAACAUGGUCCUGGACAAGCUGCGUCGGUCAGGUCGAGUAUCCUCAGCUCCCGUGGUUCACUUCAGCUCAACCGCUCAUACCUGACCCUGAGUUAGAUAUCGCUGUCCUGGGCCAAGAUGGCUGUUGCAUGCCGAUAUCUGCAUACUUUGACAGCUCUCUUGAGCCUUCACGCUAUUUGCAUGUGAAGGCCUGGUCUGUUCGCGACGCCCUCACAUUCAACCUUGCCGAGGGUAUAGCUUUAUUAGAUCUAGGGGAUACUGAUAACGAGCUCAAGGGCUUCCUUCAACUCGAUUCGAUACCGACCAGCGACCAUGGAGAUGUGUUCGAGAUCCUAUCGCAGAGUCAAAAUAGCCAAAAACGCUGGGAGGCUAUCAUUACGUACGUGUCCCUUGGCGGUGUUCCGUCUGUGUUGAUCUUGGCGAUCGUCGAGGACGCCCAGUAUCCGGACAAGACGGUGCACGAGAGGAUUGGAUGCAUUCGGAACCUGCACCUUAUUUGGAAGCCCAAAGCAAGCAGACGUGCCGCUCGGGCAUUGGGCAAGAAACGCCAGAGCCCCAGGCCGACCAUGAGGUGGGCAGCCGAAAUAAUCGAAGAACAGGAGGAGGAUAAGAGAAUCAGUGACGCAAAGUGGAUCAAUUUCAUGGAAGCGAAUUCACUACGGCAAAGAGAAGCUCAACCAGAAACUCGGCCAAUAACUGAUCUCACCAAGGGAGUCACUGGUGAGGUCGACGGCAGUGAAGAGGCUGCCUUCGUAAAAGACAUGCGCGCGGGGCUUGAAGAAUCCGAACAAUGCCAACAAGGCGCUAUGUCUGAGGAGGCGCAGCGCGAGAAUGUGAUGGGCAAGGUCCAACUAGGCGAGACUGACGAAAAACCUACGUCUUCUAUUUCAGCUGAAGUCGGCGCGGACAACUCAACAAGUGACCACGACGAGACAUCGAAGCCUGAAUCUGUAGCUACGAAGACCGUCGAUGCGCAGGAGAAACAUUUGGACGAGACAGAUGAUGGCGAUACGAGCGACUCCAGCUCAGGCGACUCGUAUGAUAUGGGUGAUGAUUUUGUAAACUCGCUAAUCUUUCAAGGGAGGGAGAAGGCCUGCUUUCCGCGCAUACCUAUGGCUAUCUGUCUUUGCUCCAACUUUGUAUUCAACCUCUUUACGGUGGCUGAGGCUAUAAUGCUAGUGGUAGAAUCGCUUCUCCGGUAG
This is a messenger RNA of Clonostachys rhizophaga, 2820 nucleotides long. The record is from the annotation of a GenBank genome assembly. Lineage: Eukaryota; Fungi; Ascomycota; Sordariomycetes; Hypocreales; Bionectriaceae.